UCAGUUUUAUUCUAAGAAACCCCCCUAAAAAAAUCUCACUCGCAUCUCAUCUUAUUUAGCCAUAAAUCUAGGGUUCUUCAUAUUCUACUCUAAUCCAUUCUUUCUCUACUUCUGUUUUCCUGCUCUCAUUUUCUCUCUCAACAGUCUCGCAUUUUUCUGCGGAAAUUUUCGGAGACAUUCUCUGUCAAAGAUGAGAGAAAUCCUUCACAUUCAGGGUGGACAAUGUGGAAACCAAAUUGGAUCCAAAUUUUGGGAAGUUGUCUGUGCUGAACAUGGCAUUGACCCAACUGGAAAAUACAGUGGGACCUCUGAUCUUCAACUUGAGAGAGUCAAUGUUUACUACAACGAGGCCUCCUGUGGGAGAUUCGUCCCUCGUGCUGUGCUCAUGGAUCUGGAGCCUGGUACCAUGGACAGUGUGAGGACUGGGCCAUAUGGCCAGAUUUUCCGCCCCGAUAACUUUGUAUUUGGACAGUCAGGUGCUGGAAAUAACUGGGCCAAGGGGCACUACACUGAGGGAGCAGAGCUUAUUGAUUCAGUUCUCGAUGUUGUUAGGAAAGAGGCUGAGAACUGUGAUUGUCUCCAAGGUUUCCAAGUUUGCCAUUCACUUGGUGGUGGAACUGGGUCUGGUAUGGGUACAUUGCUUAUUUCAAAGAUCAGAGAGGAGUACCCUGACCGAAUGAUGCUUACUUUCUCUGUGUUCCCGUCACCAAAGGUUUCUGACACAGUUGUUGAGCCUUACAAUGCUACGCUCUCUGUCCACCAGCUGGUUGAAAAUGCUGAUGAGUGUAUGGUACUUGACAAUGAGGCUCUCUAUGACAUUUGCUUUAGGACUCUCAAGUUGACUACCCCUAGCUUUGGUGAUUUGAACCAUUUGAUCUCUGCUACCAUGAGUGGUGUCACUUGCUGCCUGAGGUUCCCUGGUCAGCUGAACUCUGACCUCCGCAAACUUGCUGUGAACUUGAUUCCCUUCCCUCGUCUUCACUUCUUCAUGGUUGGCUUUGCCCCACUCACAUCUCGUGGGUCCCAGCAGUAUCGUGCACUAACUGUUCCCGAGCUCACCCAACAGAUGUGGGAUUCUAAGAACAUGAUGUGUGCUGCAGAUCCUCGCCAUGGACGUUACCUCACUGCUUCAGCUAUGUUCCGUGGUAAAAUGAGCACUAAGGAAGUUGAUGAGCAGAUGAUUAAUGUUCAAAACAAAAACUCUUCCUACUUUGUUGAGUGGAUCCCCAACAAUGUGAAGUCUAGUGUUUGUGACAUCCCGCCUAUUGGCCUCUCUAUGGCUUCUACUUUCAUCGGAAACUCGACUUCCAUUCAAGAGAUGUUCAGGCGUGUGAGCGAGCAGUUCACUGCUAUGUUCAGGAGAAAGGCUUUCUUGCAUUGGUAUACCGGGGAAGGUAUGGAUGAGAUGGAAUUUACCGAGGCUGAGAGCAACAUGAACGAUCUUGUGUCAGAGUACCAACAGUAUCAGGAUGCCACUGCCGAUGAGGACCUGGAAUACGAAGAUGAAGUUGACGACGACUACGAGCAUUAGAGCGGAUUUUUCCCUGUGUUCCUCCUUGAUUCAUACAAUCUCGAGUAGGAAAAAUGCCCUGUUUUCCUUUCUAGCUUAUAACUUUAGUAUUUUUAUUAGAACCAUUUUUUGUGAUGUGCUCAAAUCCGCUGUUCUCUUGCCCUUCUAAUUACAUGACAUAUAGCUGUUUGUUAGGCUCCUUGCAAAUUUGUAAUGUGGCAUAGAUAGUCGUUGUCAGUGAUGACCUUUCUGCAGUGUCUACACUGUUGCUAUACCAUGACCUGUGGCUGUGUGUUGUGAACUUGCUUGAUAAUUACGAUUUGUUCCAUGUUCUUUCA
Messenger RNA from Amaranthus tricolor (Joseph's coat), 1848 nucleotides. RefSeq names its product tubulin beta-5 chain-like. Gene Ontology annotation, molecular function: GTP binding; structural constituent of cytoskeleton; GTPase activity. The record is from RefSeq and is a predicted model, not a curated record. The transcript is spliced from 4 exons. Gene Ontology annotation, cellular component: microtubule; cytoplasm. Lineage: Eukaryota; Viridiplantae; Streptophyta; Magnoliopsida; Caryophyllales; Amaranthaceae. Gene Ontology annotation, biological process: mitotic cell cycle; microtubule cytoskeleton organization. Bases 191 to 1531 code for a protein of 446 amino acids.